This is a messenger RNA of Daldinia caldariorum, 2646 nucleotides long. RefSeq names its product heat shock protein Hsp88. The record is from RefSeq and is a predicted model, not a curated record. The coding region runs from base 328 to 2478 and encodes 716 amino acids. Gene Ontology annotation, biological process: protein folding. Gene Ontology annotation, molecular function: ATP-dependent protein folding chaperone; ATP binding. The transcript has 6 exons. Gene Ontology annotation, cellular component: cytosol; nucleus. Lineage: Eukaryota; Fungi; Ascomycota; Sordariomycetes; Xylariales; Hypoxylaceae.
UGGAUACGCUAAAAGUUGGAAAGUCCUUUUGCGACCUCCCACAUCGCAGUUUCGGGCAGCUUUUUUUCCUACCUAGAAUCUUUUUUUUCCUCUGGGACAAAACCACGAUAUUUUAAACUAAACAUCCACUUGAUUUUUUCUUGUUUACUUUUAGACCGAAUUCGACAAAAUCAUUUCGUAUCGUAUCGUAUUCGAUUGACGAAGAUUCACUCGUAAUUCUAAUCCGGUACAAGGUAAACGGCUCGCGACGUUUCCUGACCUCCCCGCAAUCGAAUAUCAUCAUUUUUAUUUGUUUAUACUCAGUCUUGUUUUACACAUCCCGGCAAGAUGAGCGUAGUCGGUGUCGAUUUUGGAACUCUUAACACUGUUAUCGCAGUCGCCAGAAAUCGAGGUGUCGAUGUCAUCACCAACGAGGUUUCAAACCGAGCUACUCCUUCAUUAGUUGGAUUUGGCCCUAAAUCUCGAUACAUUGGCGAACCGGCAAAGACCCAAGAGAUUUCCAACCUCAAGAACACCGUCAGCUCUCUAAAGCGCUUGUGCGGCCGAAGCAUCAGUGAUCCCGACGUUCAGAUCGAGCAGCAAUAUGUUUCAGCUCCCCUCGUCGACGUGAACGGCCAAGUUGGCGCCGAAGUAACGUACCUCGGCAAGAAGGAGAAGUUCUCAGCUACUCAGCUGACAGCUAUGUUCUUAAGCAAGAUCAAGCAGACAGCACAGAAUGAACUAAAGUUACCCGUUUCUGACCUCGUCAUCAGUGUGCCUGCCUGGUUCACGGACGCCCAGCGAAGGAGCCUCCUCGACGCGGCCGAAAUUGCUAGCCUUAAGGUACUUCGUGUAAUGAACGACACUACUGCUGCUGCCCUCGGCUACGGUAUCACAAAGCUAGACUUACCUUCAGGCGACGAGAAGCCUCGCCGCGUGGCGUUCGUCGAUGUCGGUCACGCCGACUAUUCUUGCUCUAUUGUCGAGUUCAAAAAGGGCGAACUGAGCGUCAAGUCUACAGCCUACGACCGUCACUUUGGAGGACGAGACUUCAACUUAGCAUUGGUCAACCAUUUCCAGAAGGAGUUCAAGGGAAAAUACAAGAUUGAUAUCGCGACCAACCCCAAGGCUAUGGUCCGCGUCGAGGCUGCUUGCGAAAAGUUAAAGAAGAUCUUGUCUGCCAACCAACAGGCACCUAUCAACAUUGAGUCGCUAAUGAAUGACGUCGAUGUAACCUCCAUGAUCACACGACAAGAGUUCGAAGCAUUGGUAGAGCCGCUAUUAAACAGGGCCACAGUACCAUUAGAGCAGGCCCUUGCUGAAGCUAAGCUUACCAAGGAGGAUAUCGAUGUUAUCGAGCUAGUUGGCGGUUGCACGCGUGUCCCCGCUAUCAAAGAGCGAAUCCAGGCCUUCUUCGGAAAGCAGCUCUCGUUCACUCUCAACCAGGACGAAGCCGUCGCUCGAGGCUGCGCCUUCAGCUGCGCUAUUCUCUCGCCGGUCUUCAAGGUCCGUGAUUUCUCCGUUCUGGAUAUCGUAAACUAUCCCAUCGAGUUUUCUUGGGAGAAGGACGUUGAUAUUCCUGACGAGGACACGAGCCUUACCGUCUUCAACAGGGGCAACGUUCUUCCUUCUACGAAGAUCUUGACCUUCUACCGAAAGCAGCCAUUCGACCUGGAGGCUCGAUACGCCAACCCUGAACUUUUACCCGGAAAGAUGUCUCCUUUCAUUGGCCGAUUCUCCGUGAAGGGUGUCAAGGCGGAUCCUAAGACCGAAUUCAUGAUUUGCAAGCUCAAGGCCAGAGUCAACAUCCAUGGUGUUCUUAACGUGGAAAAUGGAUACUAUGUUGAGGAACAAGAGGUUGAAGAAGAGGUCAAGGAUGAGAAGGACGAAGGAGACAAGAAAGACCCUGACGCUAUGGAAACCGACGACAAGAAGGGAGACGAAAAGCCCAAGAUCCGAAAGGUUAAGAAGCAGGUUCGCAAGGGUGAUCUGCCCAUUGUGGCUGGUACUACGUCGCUGGAUGAGAGCACCAAGAACUCUCUAGCAGAGAAGGAGGCCGCGAUGGCGAUGGAGGACAAGCUUGUUGCCGACACAGAAGAGAAGAAGAACGAGCUUGAGACGUACAUCUACGACCUGCGGAACAAGCUGGAUGAUCAGUACGCCGACUUUGCCAGCGAAGAGGAGAAGGACAAGUUGAGAGCCAAGCUGACGGAGACUGAGGACUGGUUAUACGAAGAGGGUGAGGAUGCCACCAAGGCAGUUUACAUCGCCAAGAUGGAUGAGAUCCGAGCCAUGGCUGGUCCUAUCAUACAACGCUAUUUCGAUAAGGUAGAAGCAGACCGUCAAGCCCUGCAGGCCAAGCUUGAUGCUGAAGCUGCUGCCAAGAAGGCCGCCGAGGAGGAGGCUCGAAAAGCAGCUGAGGCAGAGAAGGGCGAGGCUCCGAAGGAUGAGGAAAUGACUGAUGCCGAGGCGCCUAAGGCCGAGACUGAAGAGGCCUAGUCGUAGAGUCGACACAAGAAACUUUCCUCUAGGCGAAGGCGCAAUAAACGAAGCCGACGUCUUAAUGAGCGGAUGACGUGGAAAUGACGAGGACCAAAAAGAAAAGAUUUUUAAUGACUGCAUGGUAAGGGCGGUUUGACGGAUACUGGACUUGGGCAUCGUUCAGGG